Molecule: messenger RNA, 939 nt
Organism: Pocillopora damicornis (cauliflower coral)
Lineage: Eukaryota; Metazoa; Cnidaria; Anthozoa; Scleractinia; Pocilloporidae
Source: RefSeq, a predicted model, not a curated record
GGCGCCCUCGGUAUGGAGAACCGUGCAAUCCCAAACAGUCGAAUAAGUGCCUCGUCUCAGUGGGACGCAAAUCAUGCCGCAACCCAGGCCAGACUCUUCUAUCAGGCAGCUGGAAACAAACGGGGAGCCUGGUCAGCUCGUACAAAUGAUGCCAACCAAUGGCUUCAAGUCCAACUCCAUACUAUUUAUAAGAUAACAUUUGUAGCGACACAAGGAAGGAAUGGCGUCGACCAGUGGGUAUCAAAAUAUAUGUUGCACUACAGCAAAGAUGGAGAACACUUUCAGUACUACAGAGAGCGAGGACACAAUACAAAUAAGGAAUUUAAUGGAAACGUUGACAGAGACACAGCUGUUUAUCACGAGUUAAAACCACCAAUCACAGCUCGUUAUAUUCAGUUUCAACCUAUGGCUUGGCAUCGCCAUAUAUCCAUGAGAGUAGAAAUUUAUGGGUGUGCAGCAUGCAGCAGAGCUCUCGGAAUGCAAACCCAUCAAAUCCCUGACUGGCAAAUCACCUCCUCGUCUCAGUGGGAUGCAAAUCAUGCUGCCGUCCAGGGAAGACUAUUCUUCCAGGCUGCUGGGAACAAACAAGGAGCUUGGUCAGCUAGAAAAAAUGAUAUCAACCAGUGGCUCCAGAUUAAUUUAGGUUGUAACGGCAACACGGUGACACGAGUUGCGACGCAAGGAAGGAACGCAUACAACCAGUGGGUUACAAAAUACGCGCUGCAGUACAGCGGUGAUGGGUUACACUUUCACUUCUGCAAAGAAAAAGGCCAGUUAAAAAAUAAGGAAUUUCGUGGAAACAACGACCGAGACACUGUUGUUUCCCAUUAUCUGAAUCCCCUGAUCAAGGCACAGUACAUUCGUUUCCGCCCAAUAGCUUGGCACGGUCACAUAUCAAUGAGGGUUGAACUUCAUGGCUGCAGAUCAGAUUCCAAGUGA